CACAGGAUCCUGUGGGGACAGCUGAAAUUUUGACAUCUGUCAUUCCUUUGCAUACUUACUUUGCAUGUUAAUCAUGUCAAUUCAGCGACCGAUGCUGCAAGCUCGCACUCUGCGUUCUAGUCGUGCCUUCGAGCAACGAUGAAUGUAACGGGACCGGUGCUACCCCCACCGGGCGAAACAGUGAAUCCUGAUCCUCGGCCAUGGCUUUUCACAGCAAACUGCAUCGCGAUCGCCGUGGGCCUUGCGCUGUGCACGGCCUUUCUCGCGAUUCGGAUAUACACCAAGGCUCGGAUUCUGCGGACGUUCUGGUGGGAUGAUGUAUUCAUUCUUCUGGCUUGGGUCUUUUCCGUCAGCACUCAGGCGGUCAUUCUAUAUGGCUCCCUCGAUGCAGGAUUUGCAAUAGACAUCUGGGACCUAUCGGUCUCAGAACUCGUCACCUAUCGAAAGACCAUUCUUGCCAUGGCAGUGAUCCACAUUGAAGCCCUCGCAUUCGCCAAAUUCGCCGUCCUGAUGCUCUACUACCGUGUCCUCAAGCUCAUUACACCGUGGCGGUACACCCUCUGGGCGGUGGGUAGUAGCAUCGGACUCUACAGUACCAUCCUUGUUUUCAUGCUGAUCUUCGCCUGCGUGCCAAUCGAGGAUGGCUGGUCCCUCACCCGCCCCAGUGCCUGUCGACGGCGAUCGGGCCUCUAUCUGGCCACCGCCAUCGCCAACACGGCCAGCGACAGCAUCUUGCUGCUCAUUCCGAUGGUCUUUAUCUGGGCCUUGAACUUGCCUUUCAUGCAGAAGAUCGGGUUAUUCUGCUUGCUGGGUCUGGGAUGUCUUACGGUCGUCACCAGUAUCGUUCGCCUGGUCACUCUCAUUCCUCUCCUCAAUUCGAAUAACCAACCCCAUAAUAUCGGCCUUGUGUGUCUCUUCAUAGUGCUCGAAGCGAACUUCAUCAUCCUCUGUGGCUCUCUCCCUUUUACGCGCGCAUUCCUACACCGUUACGCCCCGAAAUGGUUCCCCUCGCGCAACGGGAGUCGCGGCGACCGCGAUUACUUGACGGGGACUCCCCCCUCCAGCACGACCUCGCCUUCAAAUAUGACCUCGCCCUCAAUCAUUACCUCGCCAGCUGCAUCAGCGCCGGAAUACCGUCGCAGACCAUCCUACUUCGACAUCGAAGCCAUUUUGAAUGACAUACCUCCGGCGGAAUGCUCCGAAUUUGCUGGUCCGCUGAGAGAGCCCUUGCCUGCGUGGAAGGGGCCGCCACGAAGCGACAUGAUCGAUUGAUUGAAG
Molecule: messenger RNA, 1278 nt
Organism: Aspergillus japonicus CBS 114.51
Lineage: Eukaryota; Fungi; Ascomycota; Eurotiomycetes; Eurotiales; Aspergillaceae
Exons: 7
Coding region: 139-1272 (377 amino acids)
Source: RefSeq, a predicted model, not a curated record